Molecule: messenger RNA, 2873 nt
Organism: Haemorhous mexicanus (house finch)
Lineage: Eukaryota; Metazoa; Chordata; Aves; Passeriformes; Fringillidae
Exons: 3
Coding region: 63-2873 (936 amino acids)
Source: RefSeq, a predicted model, not a curated record
CCCUGGCCCGGCUGCAGCCACAGGUCACUGUGGUGGCCGUCCUGGGUCAGUUGCUGGACACCAUGCCCUGGCUGGACAAGGAGAUGCUGCCCGUGUCCCUAAGGUGCCUGUACUGGGACCUGGAGGAAUUCACCAAGGAGCUCCAGACCACCCUGUACCAUAUUGGUGGCACACAGUGGCACCGCACUGUCACCUCUGAUGAUGAUGGCCCACCCGCCACCCUGAGCCAGGCCCUGGCUACCUAUGAGAGCACCCCAGGGACCACCCGGGACCAUGUGACAAUGGUGGCCAGCAAGUGGCAGGGGUCGGUGGCUCUGCUUGUGAACAGCUGGGCCAAACUGGCCAGGGCAGCCACCAAGCUCCUCAACACCUGCAGGGAUUUGGCCACCGAGGCAGAUGACAAGGUGGCAACUGCCACUGCCAGGGCCAGGGAGCUGCAGGUCAAGGCUGCCCGUGAUGGGACAGCUCAGGAAAACAUGGUGGAGCUGGGUCAGGUGCUGGGCGGGGAAGAGGGAGCCAGAGUAGUGGCCAGGCCUGAAGCCCGGGUAAGGAGAGAGGCCUGGGUGGCCACCAGCGAGGCAACAAGGGCCACCAUGGUGAGACAGCGGGUGGAGGCAGCCCUGGGGCUGCUGGAGCGCUUGGUGGCCGCGUGUGACGAAGCCACCGCCUUCCCCCGGGAGCAGCAGCACCUGCUCAGGGACAUCGAGGCCACCCUGGAGGGGACAAAUGAGGCAUCCCCUGAUGUCCCUGAGGACUUGGUGGCCAAGGUGGCUGAGGCUGAGCGGCUGUGGGAGGCCAACGCCCACCUGGCCCAGGAUCACCUGCUGCAGACAGUUCCAGACUUCACUGAAUUCUUGUUCAACAGUUGUCCCACUGGCCCCCGUGCCUGUGAGGUGGCUGAGCAGUGCCAAAGAGCCAUCGAGGACAUCCCAAGGCUCGUUCGACCACUGGAGCGUCCCCAGAGUGUCUCCAAGGUGUCCCCAGUGAGCAAGGAGCCCCAAGAGCUGUCCUCAGCCCUGCUGCAGCCACAGGUCAGCGUGGUGGCCAUCCUGGGCAAGCUGCUGGCCACCCUGCCCAGUCAAGACAAGAUGAAGGUCGUGUCCACAGUGGACCUGUACAGGGACCUGGAGGAAUUCACCAAGGACCUCUGGGCCACCCUGUACCACAUUGAUGGCACCUGGUGGUGCCGGGAUGUCACUGUGGAUGAUGAUGACCCUGUCACCUCCCUGAGCCAGGCCCUGGCCGCGUAUGAGAGCACCCCAUGGACCCCCCAGAACCGUGUGACAAUGGCAGCCAGCAAGUGGCACACAUCCGUGUCUGUGCUCAUGAACAGCUGGGCCAAGCUGGCCAGGAAGGCCACCAAGCUCCGCAAUGCCUGCAAGAGGGCGGUCAGUGAGGCGGCCGACAUGGUGGCUGCCACCACCGCCCGGGCCAGGCACCUGCAGGACAUGCUUGCCCGUUAUUGGACAGCUCAGGAAAACAUGGUAAAGCUGGGUCAGGCCCUGGGUGGGGAGGAGGGGACCAAGAAGUUGGAUUCCCAUGAAGCCCGGGUGAGGGAACAGGCCAUGGAGGCCACCAGCAAGGCAACAAGGGCCACCAUGGUGAGACAGAGGAUGGAGGUCGCCCUGGGGCUGCUGGAGCGCUUGGUGGCUGUGUGUGACGAAGCCACCGCCUUCCCCCGGGAGCUGCAGCGCCUGCUCAGGGACAUCGAGGCUGCCCUGAAGGGGACAAAUGAGGUGUCCCCCGAUGUCCCCGAGGCCUUGGUGGCCAAGGUGGCCAUGGCCGAGCGACUGUGGGAGGCCAACGCCUGCCUGGCCAAGGAUCACCUGCUGGGAGCCAUUGAUGACAUCAUCAAGUUCUUUUUCUACGGUGGUCCCACCGGUCCCAGUGCCUGUGGGGUGGCCGAGCGGUGCCAAAGAGCCAUCAAGGACAUCUCAAGGCUCGUUCAACCCCCGGAGUGUCCCCAGAGUGUCCCCAAGGUGUCCCCAGUGAGCAUGGAGCCCCAAGAGCUGCUGGAGGCUCCGGUGUCCGUGGUGGCCACCCUGGGUGAGGUGGUGGCCACUGUGACCAGGCCACACCGGGGCGUGCGGCUCUGUGUGCCCCCAAAGUCCCUGCAUGCAGCCCUGGGGAGAUUCACCUGGAGCCUCCGUGAGAUCCUGGACCGCGGCGCUGUCACCUCCCUGGGCGACUCUGGUGUCCCCUCCCUGAGCCAGGCCCUGGCUGCACUUGAGGCCACCCCAGGGACCACCUGGGCUGAUGUGAGAGCCAUGGUCAAGGCAUGGCGGGAGUCGGUGGCCAAGCUCGUGGACAGCUGGGACUGGCUGGCCAGGGAGGCCACCAGGCUCCAUGAGAAGGAGGUCAUGGACCAGCAGCUGAUGGUGGCGCUGGACAAGGAGGAGGUGGCCAGGGAAAUGGCCACACAUGAUGCCCAGGUGUCAGCAGCCACCAAUGAGGCCAUGGGAGAGGCUGUGGUGGCCACCAGGUCGGCAAUGGCGGCCACCAGGAGGGGACAUUGGGUGGAGGAGACCCUGGGGCUGCUGCAGCGCUUGGUGGCCAAGUGUGACAGAGCCACCUUGUUCAACUGGAUCAUGGAGUGGCGGCUCAGGGACAUCGAGACCAUCCUGAAGGGGACAAAUGAUGUAUCCCCGGAUGUUCUCCAGGCCUUGGUGGCCAAGGUGGCCAAGUUUGAGUUGCUGUGGGUGGCCAGCACCCGCCUGGCCAAGGAUCACCUGCUGGGGGCUCUGUGGGUCAUUGACAACAUCCUCUUGAGUCCCUAUGGUGGCCAUGGUGUCCUGGGUGGCCCCAGCAGCUGCGCAGUGGCCGAGCGGUGCCAAAAAGCCAUCGAGGACAUCCCAAGGUUGCUGGGCCAGUGA